UGGACAGCGUUGCCUAGCAGCUAGGCUUAAGAGGACUCUUUUACAACUUCACGUUACUUUCUCUUUUACAUAUCGCGGAACCGCGGACUCCUCCCGGCUCUACCUAGUACCUGUCAUCCGUCUGUUCCCUCUCGCUGUCAGUAUGCCAAACAUGCCCCAGACCGUGACACUAAAGGGACCCUCUCCUUGGGGUUUUCGGCUCGUUGGAGGACGGGAUUUCAGCACACCGUUAACCAUCUCCAGGAUAACACCAGGCAGCAAAGCAGCCCAAGGUGACCUGUGUCCAGGCGACACCAUCCUGGCUAUCAACGGUGACAGCACAGAGCAGAUGACGCACAUGGAGGCUCAGAACAGGAUCAAAAACUGCACUCAGCAGCUUACACUCGACAUCAACAGGUCAGGAUCAGGAGACAGAGUGUGGUCGCCAACAGUCAGUGAAGAUGGCAAGACAAGCCCUUACAUGGAGCCUGACUCACAGAAUUUCCGUCCCAUUACCAGCGGGUAUGGCGGUUACAGCCGUAAACCUUCAUACACCCCUGAUCCUCAGUCCCCACUGCCUGUGCCGCCUGUCCAGUCCCCACAGACCCUCCAGCCCAUUCACAUUAACAAUGGACACUCCAGACCCAACAAUGGACACAGCUACACGUACGGGAAUGGAAUCGGGCACACUCAGUACAACAACCCAGCUGGACUUUACACUCAUAACGGGAGCAACGGAGACAGAUCUCUGCCGAGCAAAAUGGGAGGACUCAGCCUCAGCUCCACACACAGCCCCGAGCCUCCCACACAAUCCCCUGUGAGCCGCAACGGUUUCGACACGCAGUCGGACGUCUACAGGAUGCUGCAGGACCACGAGGAGCCUGUCUCUGAACCCAAACAGUCCGGCUCCUUCAAAUACCUCCAGGGAAUCCUGGAGGCCGAGGAUGGAGGAGUGUCCCCAACAGAGAGGAUGAGGCAUUUAAAGUCUCCAAUCAGAUCUCCAAUCCCCAAACUGGGAAGCCCAAUCCCUAAUGCCAUGUCUGGUCUGCAGAAGCUGCCCCAGUGCACACGCUGCUUUAACGGCAUUGUCGGCACCAUUGUUAAGGCCCGGGACAAGCUCUACCACCCAGAGUGCUUUAUGUGCGAUGACUGCGGCAUCAACCUCAAGCAGAGAGGCUACUUCUUCAUUGAGGACAAUCUGUACUGUGAGACCCACGCCAAGGCUCGCGUCCAGCCUCCAGAGGGAUACGACGUUGUUGCCGUUUACCCAAACUCCAAGGUGGAGCUGGUUUGAGGUGAAGAUGGAGCUGGCUGUUAUAUAAUAUAACAGGGGAAGUCAAAUCUGGGAGAAUGGGGCUACUGAGUAUCCUAGUGUGCAUUUAUCAGGGUCUUUCAAACAGGAAUGCAGAUCUUGGAUCAGAUUUGCCUUUAGGGGGUUCAUUAAAUUUGUGAUCCAAAAUCAGCAUUUCUGCAUGAACAGACUGAUGAAUUAUGUGUAUAUUGAUAAUUGUGAUGUAAGUAGACAGAUAUAUGGCUUAAAUACGAUGGGUGUCCCAAAAUUCAAACCUAUUUUAUGCAGUGUCUGAACCUGCAGACUGUGGAAGUUCCUGCUAAGAUCCAGGAGAAACAUUGAACUUAUCAAGGCCAUUUUCUCAAAAAAACAUGUUCAAAUCAAGGUUAGUAUUUAUAUCAGAAGCACAAAAUGUUAGUAGACUGUUUCAUUUAAUAACCUGAAAACAUGGAAAGAGAUUAAUUUUGAGAUUUCAACACCAGCACUCUUCAGCUGCCUCUUUUGCAGGACAGUGUUUUCACCAGCAAAAUACUUCAUAUCCCAUAAUAAUCAUCCUUAAAGUAACCUCACUGCAGUAGUGUGCUUUUGCCUUGAGUUACCAUGACAGAUUUUAGUUGAUUGGUAGGUUUGCUGUGAUGUAUGUGAUCAUUUUAUUGAAAAUGUUCUAUGCAGCCACUCUAAAUGUCUGUUCAGUCACUUAAAGGCUUAAUAUGCAACAUUAUGUAUACUUCAAUAGUAAAAUUCAAAUUUAACUUAUGUAUAUAUAUACAUAUAUCUGUAGGUAAGGACUCUCUUUAAAGAGAGAUGUCAACCCCCAUCUGGGUUUAUUGUGCUCAGCCCUGUGUUCACACUGACAUCACUUCCUUCAGCUUGUUUAUGUUUAGUUCAGCCACUCAAACUUAUUUCUAGAUUUUUGGCAUGUGAACCUGUCCAACUGUUCAGCCUGCCACCACAUGGGGGAGGAGAGACAGUCCCGCCCACUCAGCUGUUUUUAGUGGCAUAACGGCGGAGAGUGAAAGUACAACUGAAGGAGAACCAACAUGCUUCCCAAACUGAAGGAAAAAGUACUGUGCCUACAAAGAGUUACGCCUCCUUGGAUGUCUGAUUCUUUUAUUGAUUUUAUAAAUAAAGCGGUGCUGUGAUUGCACCUGUAGGAUUGUCCUAUAUUUUGCCAAAUUCAUUUCAUCCUCUACCUUUAAAAGUCUUCCGGGGCUGACUACUGAGAAGCAUCCCCACAGCAUUAUGCUUCCACCAGCGUGCUUCACAUUGGGAAUGGUGUGUUUGGGGUGAUGUGUAGUGUUUGGGUGUCCGCCAAACAUAAUGUCUUGUCUGGUGGUCAAAAAGCUCCAUUUUGGUCUCAUCAGACCAAAGAAUAUUCUUCCACCUGACC
Molecule: messenger RNA, 2660 nt
Organism: Cheilinus undulatus (humphead wrasse)
Lineage: Eukaryota; Metazoa; Chordata; Actinopteri; Labriformes; Labridae
Gene: pdlim4
Product: PDZ and LIM domain 4
Exons: 7
Coding region: 143-1273 (376 amino acids)
Biological process (GO): heart development; muscle structure development; actin cytoskeleton organization
Cellular component (GO): Z disc; adherens junction; filamentous actin
Molecular function (GO): actin binding; muscle alpha-actinin binding
Source: RefSeq, a predicted model, not a curated record